AUGACAACUGGUGUCAUCUGCAGGAGCGGCAACGUGGCGGCGCUGCAGGAGCUGCUGUCGCACAAGAAGACGCGGGUGAGCGCGCAGACGGCGUGCGGCCGCACGGCGCUGCACUGGGCUGUGCUGGGCUUCCGCGACGCGCCCGCAGACAAGAAGCUGGCGGUGCGGCUGGAGGCGUGCGUCGCCGCCCUCGUCGACUGCCCACUGUUCGACGUUAACCGCGCCGACGACGAAGGCUUCACCGCUCUGCACCUAGCAGCGCUCUACGCACUGCCUCGCGCAGCUGCCGCCAUAAUCGACAGCUGCAGGCGAUCGCGGCGGAGCCUGCAGGUGGACAACUACUUUGGCGGUAAGCAGACUGCCCGCCAGGCUGUGCUGGCGUCGCUGCCGCAGCUGAGUGGCCGGUUGCCGCGACCCGCGGAUGGCGGCGCUCAGACGGUGCACGUGCGGCUGCUGCGCGCCAUGGACGACCGCGACCCGCUGCGCUACGAGCACAUCAUGGACGCCGCCGCCGACAAGGAGGGCUUCGACCCAGACGUCUGGAUCGAGCAGCCAUUCAACACGCGCCUUCUGCACCACGCCUGCCAACUUGCGGAACGCACUCAGUCUAGUCGUCCCCAGAAAGAGGAGCCAGUGGGUUGGCUGGGAGAAGAGAACAGCACUGGGCUCCCGCCGCUGGUGGCGGCGCUCUUCGCGAAGGAUUUCGGGGCCUUCUGCAGUCUGCUGCAGAGUCGCGAUGUACGGCCCAACGAGCAGUAUGAAGCUGUUGGGGGCUGCACGUGCCUGGAGCUGGCCUGCCGGCACCCCGACGUACCAGUGUGCUUUGUGCGGCAGCUGCUCGACAGCGGCGCCAGGCCCAACGUCGACAGCCCUGUGCCACAGCCAGUACACUUUGCUGCCAGGUGGGCCAAUCCGGGCGUACUGGCGGCGCUGCUGUCGCAUCCGGAGACGCGCGUCAACGCGACGGACGCCGGGGGGCGGACGGCUCUGCACGGCGCGGUGCUGAAGCUGGUGGGACAGGCACCUGGAGAGGUGGCGGACGCACUGGAGCGCUGCGUGCAGCUGCUCGCGCGCUGCCCGCGGCUCGACGUCAACUGCGGCGACGCGCUCGGCUUCUCCGCGCUGCACCUCGCGGCGCAGAAGCGCAGCCGCCGCGCCGUCGCCGUCCUCGUCAACAAGUGCAGGUCCGCGCACCGCGAUCUGGACGUGGACAACGCGGUGGUGGGCGGGCGCACGGCGCGCCAGGCAGUGGCCGCCGACCUGCCGGACCUGGCGUGGGAGCUGCCGCCCCCGCACGGCGAGCGCGACGCCUGGUCGGACGCCGACCGCCAGCUGGCGCCCAGGGGCGCGGCCGGCGCCGACGCGUCGCAGCUCGCCCUGCGCUUCGCCUCCGUCACGCUCGAGUUCGGCGCUGAUCCGACGGCCGCCAACCUGCUCGACAGCAGGACGGCGCUCCACGUGGUUGCUGCAACAGGCAACUCUGCGAUAGCAGAGCUUCUGCUCUCCCACCCUCCGCAGAGCUUUCCGGUGGGGAAAAGAGCGGGUAAGUUUAAAUCUAGGACAGAAGAAAAGACGUUAAUAAACAUGAGAGAUCGAGACGGAAACACCGCACUGCACUUGGCAGCUCGAUGCGCUACGUCGGGAGACAAGUUGGACUGCCUGCGAAUACUUCUGGCCGCCAAAGAUGUCGCCCCGUGGCUGCACAACUCACAGGGCGAAACAGCCGUAGACGUCUCUGGGUGCGCAGCAGCCGAAAACCUCAUACAGAAACACGCCAACAGUGCACGUCCCGAGUGGCGACACACGCACUACUCUGACGACGUGCGUAACCUCUUCGAGAUGAUCAUUAACAAUAAAUUUUCAGAACUGAUCGACGAGCUGGAGCAGAAUAACGCUUGGCACCUCGCUUGUACAGACUAUUGCGGAUACACAUUACUGCAGUAUGCGGCAGAGAAAGGACUUUACGAAGUUGCCGAAGCACUGCUGAAAAAAGUUAAUCUCAGUAUGAGUUACGACGCAAACGGAAGAACGCCACUUAUGCUUGCCUGCGUACAAAAUGAUUGUAAGAUGGUCCGACUUUUAUUAGAGGCAGACGGCAUAGGAAGCAGCAAUGUCAAUGCAUUCGAUUCUAAGAACAACACUGCACUUCAUUUUGCUGCCGAGAAUGGAGAUCUGGAAAUCGUUCUGAUCCUGUUGAGGCACGGUGCCGAUGUAUGCGCGAGAAACAAAACGGGGAAGUAUCCGUUUUCAGCAGAGCAGCUAGAAGCUAUACUGGAUAAAAAUCUCUACACUAAAGGAAAUCGCUUACCUUCUCACAGGAAUUACGUUGUAGUUUUCAAUUACCGCCUUUUGGUACGUCACAGGCAGUGUUCUCCCCCUACCGCAAACCUCAGUUCGAUAUUUCGAAGGCCCUGUAAAAUUGGCAAAGCACGACGUGGCGUGCAAACGGCAACAGGUCUACAAUCCGAAUAUUCAGAAAUGUACUUCCUAAACUGUCUGAUCAAUUCGAAACAGCAUACAAGAUUACUGCACCAUCCUGUUAUUUCAAGCUUUUUGAAACUGAAAUAUGAUCGUGCAAGGUGGCUUCUGCAUCUUAAUCUCUUCCUCUCUAUGAUAUUUGCCAUCUUGAUCAACACCUUCAUUGGUGUACAUAUCAGUAACAGAGACAGUGACGAUGAAACUGUAACCGAAUUUUCUCUGCGUGUGGUUGUAAUUAUAUUGGCAGUAAUUAUGUCAGUCAGAGUACUGCUCCAAUAUCUUCUCAGCCCACUGCCGUGCUACAAGAACCUAGAGAACGCUGUUGCCUUUCUGGUCAUUGUUUUCACAGGACUCGUUCUAUUUGGCUCACUUGGCUCGUGGUCCGAUGCUGCGCUCACCGGCUCCGUUCUCUCUUCCUGGUUACAUCUCUUCGUGCUAACAGGUCGCCACCAUUUGUUUUCCAAGAAUUUUGAAAUGUUCAAAACGGUCUCCGCAAAUUAUUUACGCCUUCUCGGAUCGUACAUCUUCGUACUCUUCGCAUUCGCCUUUAGCUUUUACAUUAUCUUUUCUCACGUCCCCAUUUCGAAUAGGAAUUCCUCAAUCCAGUUUCCAGAAAAUAUUUCGGAACGUGUAGUCAACCAACCGGCUCACGAAAACUCGAGCGAGUGUGCCGAAAACAACUUCUUUGAAAGCCCAACGAGAGCGUUAUUCAAAACGGUCAUUAUGAUGACCGGUGAAUACGAUGCUGGUGAUUUGCCCUUUAGAUCGAAUUUUUGGACAGGCGCUAUAGUGUUCCUUCUCUUUCUGUUCUUACUGCCUGUGGUGCUACUAAAUUUACUCACCGCACUCGCCAUAUCGGAUGAGCAACGAAUAAGAAGUAUGGCAGACACUUUGAAACUAGUCAUUCAAGUGAAAUUUUUGUGGGAGACAGAAGGGAUGGCCAUGAACGCGCACGGUCUCCUUAAACACUGGGGCUAUAGUAGACUUGCUGAACAUCUUGAAACGCUUUGGGUUUUUCACAGAGUGCCUGCAAAUGAUGCCUACAUAGAAGUAUGGCCGAACAGGGUAGGAGGGAUCCGCGUUUCAGGAACUCAUGACUUGUCUCAUAAACUUAAGCCACGCAUUGUGCAGAAUGCGAUAAACAUCGUGAAAAACCGAACAGUGUCGUCUGCAGAGCCCAGUGAUAAGCAGCGUAUCCUUUCUGAAAUAUUGAAGCGGCUUGAAUCGUUGGACGAUAAAUUCCAGAAACUAACUGUCGACUUGGAAGCAAGCCUAACGGCAACAACGCGAGAGCAGCAACCCGAUGAAUCGCUUCUUGCAUUGCCAAUACAGUGACUUCAGGCAAGAGGGCAUAAGAAGGUCCCUGACAGCUCGCGGCUCUGUAGCCAACGGCUGUAAGCGAAAACAAUAGUCAUCUAUACGGCUUUGGCGACGCUGUGUCGUUGCUAUAGAGAUGUUUACAAAAUCGCGUUACGUUGUCGGUUGAGAUAGGCGCGCGAAGCUCCGCGCCCAGCUCAUUGCAACUGUCAGAAAUCAACUUAGACCGACUUAAUUAUAGCUGAAGAGAUUGAGGGCUGCCUUCGGCAUUGCUUUUAUUUGCUGACAAUCGUUGUCAUUCUGUAAGUUGCCAUGCCAACAAACUUCCAUGUUGUUAUUAAAAUGUUGAUACAAGUAAGCCACAAUCUCUUGUGACUAGAGAUAAGAAAAAAUAGUUUUAUUUUGUGGCAAAAUUCAGCGUCAUUUUUGUCACAUUCAGUUAUACUUUUUGUCUAAUUUGAUAUUAUUUUAGCCAAACUCGGUGCUAUCUUUUGCCAAGUUCGAUGUUACUUCUAUGCCAAAUUCGGUGUUACUUUGUGCCAAAUUCGUUGCUACGUUUUUGCGAAAUUAGAUGUUGCUUUUUUUUCAAAAUUCUGUGUAACAUUUAAGACAUAUUAGGUGUCGUAUUUUUGCCAAAUUCUGUUUUCUAUAUUUUGCUAAAUUUGUUGUUUUUUCGCCAAAUUCGUAGUUAUUUUUGUCCACAUUCGGUGCAAUGCUUUGGCCAAAUUCGGUGUUAUUUCUUACUAAAUUCGCUGUUAUAUUUUUGCCAAAUUUGGUUUUGUUUAUUUUGCUAGUUUAGUUCUUUAUUUUGCAAAUUAAUUUUUGGCCAAAUUCGGUGCUAUUUUUUGGCCGAAUUCGGUGCUAUUCUUGCUAAAUUCGGGGUUAUAUUUUUGCCAAAUUCGGUGUUGUUUAUAUUGCCGAAUACGGAGCUAUUUUUAGGCCACAUUGUGUGCUAUUUUUUGGUCAAAUCCAGUGUUAUUUCUUGCCAAAUUCGGUGUUAUUUUUUGCCAAAUUUGGCGAUUUUUAUUAUCCUUUUUACCAAAUUCUGUGUUCUUUUCUGCCACAUUCGACGUUUUUAGCGAAACUCUUUUCAUUUUUUGCUAAUUUCGGAUUAAUUUUUAUGUCAAAUUCGAUGUUACUUUUAUGCCAAUUUCGGAGUUUUUUGUGCCAAAUUCUUUGUUACUUUUCUGCAAAACUUCACGUUACUUUUUUGCCAAAUUCGGUGUCAUAUUCUUGCCAAAUCCGGAAUUAUAUUUUCACCAAAUUUUGUUUAUUUUGCUAAAUUCCCUUUUUUUGAUGUUUGUUUCACCAAAUUCGGUGUUUUCAGAUAUGACAUUGUUUUUACCAAAUUUUGUUUUUCUGCUAAAUUUCAUGUUAUUUUUACUAAUUUCGGUGAUAAUUUCGUCGUCACAUCAGAGAUCGUUAUGCGGCAAAUGGACUCUCAGUUUAAUAGUGUAAACGGAAUUCAGCAGUUUUAACAAUCAAUAACUAUCACUUCGAAUAUUAGGAAACUGCCGCUCUCAGAUUUAUAACAUUUCUAUGUGGCUAAAUUAUAAAUUUCACGAUGUCUCUAUAAGUCGACAAUUUCGAAUUGUGUAGCCAAAAACCACUGAUUUCGCGUUAUUUUUUGCGUUAUCGUUUUCUCGGAAUUUUCCUGUCGCUGCUUAUGACCAAAUACAGGGCACUUCGAUGCAUCUUUUCUGUCCGCCGAACAGUGGCAGUAGGCUCUAUUAAUCUACUUACAGAACUUAAGCAGUUGCCGUUAGUGUUCUGAAGUAGUUGUAAUAACAGUACGUAAUAGAUAUCCACUGUCACUGGAGGAUGAUGGUGUAGGAGAGUGACCCAGUUUAUAGAUUUCCAGUACUGACUGAAUGACUCUCACUGUACAGUGAUAGUCCCUUGAAUACUUCAGACAGAGAACAUUUGAAAAUACCCAAACACUUUGCAGCGAAUUCAUGGUCAUGUUGGGCUCCAAUUUACACAAGCAGCUGACAGGGACCUCUGUUGACAAUAAGUUCACUUGUUACAGAUUAUAUCAGUUUGCUUCAGGCCUCUCUUGAAAAUGAUUUUGUUGCGAAUAUGAAAUCUUGCAAAUGGCCAGGCCUUCCUAUGAACAGCUCCAUGUGUCUGACAUGGGCUCGUCAUCGAAGCUGUUGCUGAUUUAGCAAGAUAUAAAUACCAGGCACACCUGAUCACUGUAUAGCACUUUUGUUCAGGACUUCGCCCCUCCGUAAUAUCUGGAGAAUCACAAUAUACUCGAGUCUCAGUUUUUCUGUUACCAAUCCGUUUCCCCAAAUACUUGUCCAUUGCCUUAACAGCUGCUACUUCCAUAGCUAGUGGUGUUCCAGUGGAGAAGGUAUAUUCUCUUUUGUUUCCGGUUUAAGAAGCAAUAAAAUAAAAAUUUAUACGAUUACUCAAACUCUUCUUGGACAAAACUCAUUCUGUUUUGUGCAUCAUUGUUUAACAUACAAAGAUCGCCUUUUUCUUCAAAUUAGCUGAUAAAAAAGUUGGUUUAACGGACAUGACAAACUAUGCAGAACAAAACUUGUGCUGCAAAACAUCAUUUACUGAGGUCCACGGUCUAGCCUGUAUUGAAUGUGGGCAAGAGUCAUAACGACUUUGUCUCUGAGACUGUCUACUGGAAUUUUGCACUCACAUAGUCACAGUCGGAAAAGGUCCAUCUAUAGUGUGAUACUUCGUGAUUGAGUUGUUUGUAGAUAGGAUGGUUAUUAAAAGUUGAGUCUUUUACUACAUUAUGAAUCAAUAGCGAAUGUCGUCGCAAUUGUUCAGAUAACACUGCCAUGCGCGUGUAAGAAGAGACACGUAGCUAAACCCAAAACAAGAAAAGAUUACUUCAUGAGCAGACGCUAAGGUAUUUGAUUAUAAGAGAAAAGUAAUUAAUUUCCUAAAGGAAAUCAUAGUUUUCUUGUGACAAAACGUAUAGUCAAUGUUCCUUUGUAUUUAGCAGUUUUACUUAAUUACUUUUACCUCAUAUCGUACCUUAUGGACAAAUGUUUGUUUGUUUCUUGUCGUUGCACCUUUUGUACCAAGUUUUGUAUGAUCUAUUUUGUAACUGUCAAUGGAAGAUCCCUAAUUGCUUACAAGUGUAACAAAUAUAAAAAAAAAAUCAUAUCUGGCAGCAUGGCGGUUGCAUAAAUUUUGUACACUUAUUAAGUAUCCAUAACGAUCACAUAUCCUAAUUGAAUUUCAUGGAAAAAUGCAGACUAAUAAAAGCUUUGCAUCAGUUGUCAGUAAUGAAAUUCAUGAUCCUGUAAAUAAUCAAAAUAUUCAAUAGUUGACUUCUCAUACCAGGAAAGCAGUGGUGGCUAGAAAGUGGCAUUAUUAUCAUAAGAAAAGAACAGGCAAACAUAUCAUACAAUAGCUUUUACGCAAACUUAAUUGCUGGCUCUAUUAAUAAUUCUGAAAUUGUGAGAUCCCAAAUAAACACAUGCCUACAACAAUACUCUAUACAUAAGGCAAUGUCCCGACUUACCGACACACUCACUCACCGACUCAUCAUCGCCAGACCAAGCCACUAACGACAGAAACUUGCUAUUUGCAGAGGGUGUUGAUCUUAUUCUGUAGGCGUCGUCUACGAAGGAAUUUUUCCAAAUUCCGCCCCAAGGGGUGCAAUGGGUUAUUAUGCCAUUAUCAAGGCAAUUUUGAAGCUACACUUACGAAAAUCGGUAUAUGGUUUCUCAGUCAGACAUAAAUAAAAAUGUGUUUCAGCAGUUUUUGGAAUUUAACCUUUAUGGAAGUAAAA
Messenger RNA from Schistocerca piceifrons (Central American locust), 7558 nucleotides. RefSeq names its product transient receptor potential cation channel subfamily A member 1-like. Gene Ontology annotation, cellular component: membrane. Lineage: Eukaryota; Metazoa; Arthropoda; Insecta; Orthoptera; Acrididae. The transcript is spliced from 6 exons. Gene Ontology annotation, biological process: monoatomic ion transport; transmembrane transport. The record is from RefSeq and is a predicted model, not a curated record. The coding region runs from base 1 to 3813 and encodes 1270 amino acids. Gene Ontology annotation, molecular function: monoatomic ion channel activity; protein binding.